Messenger RNA from Adineta steineri, 375 nucleotides. The record is from the annotation of a GenBank genome assembly. Lineage: Eukaryota; Metazoa; Rotifera; Eurotatoria; Adinetida; Adinetidae.
AUGUUUGGCCUUGCCAAAUCGCUCGACUUUUCUGAUACAUCAGCAGUGAACAAUGCAAUUGCUAAUGUAUGCAACGCUAUCUCAGCACGCCCAGGUCCAGCUGCUGCUAUCAUUGAUCGAAUGCAAACAGCGUUAAACGAACGUCAACAAAAAAUACAACAGCGCUUACCGCAAACAUUCACUUAUAUUACUAAUCAACAAAACAAGGAUAAACUAAAAGCAGGUGGUGACAAUUGCAAAAACUAUUUUAAUGGCUUGAGAACUCCAUUAAUGAUCGAUUUACAAAAUAAUAAAGAAAUGCUUCAGUUCAUGCAACAAGUAUUUGAACAACGUAUGAACGAUUUCAUCAAUGAAAUUCAACAACAGUCCGGCUGA